Messenger RNA from Biomphalaria glabrata, 1883 nucleotides. RefSeq lists its product as uncharacterized. The coding region runs from base 428 to 1324 and encodes 298 amino acids. The record is from RefSeq and is a predicted model, not a curated record. NCBI's taxonomy places the organism in Eukaryota, Metazoa, Mollusca, Gastropoda, Planorbidae. The transcript is spliced from 2 exons.
GAUGUGAUGAAACAGCAUGGAUGUGUGUGUGUGUGUUUGGAAGUCUGCAUUUAUACGAAUGAAUGUUUUGGCUAUCAUGAGGCAACCGAGAGAGAGGAGAAUUUCUUGUAUUCUGCUCUAGGAUACGGCAGACAUGCAGUUUAAGUUCAUCACAAUUAGAACACGCUGCCAACUAGAUGUAUUUUACUCUGGGUACACACUUUUGUAUGUAUCAUAGUUCCUGAUUCAUCCAUGAAGACUUCUCAAAAACAAGCCUGUGUGUUGAUAGAUUUCUCUGUGUGUCCUUCUGUAAAAUUGAAGAACUGCAUUCAAUGCAUAAACUUCUGUACAGAGAGAACAAAGGAACAUUUCAACCUACACAAAAGACAACGUGGCACAAAGAGUUCAAUCUCAUUCUGACUGGAAGGAAUCAGCCAAGGGAAAUAACAUGCCCAUUUUUAUAGCCAAGGGAAGGAAGCUGAAAUACUUCUGCUUCCUUGUUGCCUUCUUACUUCUAAUGUUCAUACCAGAAUUUAGAAACUUUGUUUUAAAACUUUUUUGGCCAAAAGGAUGGGUGUCACUAAGCAAUUACCAGAUUUUGAAGAUUGUGUUUUUUAGCAAACUCCCACUGGGCGUAUCAGAUCUCGAGUGUAGCGGGAAGAAUUCACUUUUCAAACGUUCAGACAUUUACGACAUAAGAAAAUGUGAACAAAACCAAGGCUUGAAGUUCCGCAAGGUGUCCAGCCUAGAAGCAAGCAGCCCAUUUCACCCCAUCAUUAGUGUUAGAGAGCACUGUGACCUCAUUUCACUUUAUGUGGAGAUGUCUUACAUUCUAGCUCAGGCUAACCUGAGCCAUUUUCUGGCCUUUGGAUCAUUGAUUGGAGUAUAUCGUCACAGAGGCAUUAUUCCUUGGGAUGACGACAUAGACAUAGCAGCUAAUGGGUUGGAGUGGGAGGCGUUCAGAAGAGCCCUCUCCUGUGUGGAAGGGUACAAGCUCAGAACAAAUCCUAACAUGCACUGGAAGUUUUCCAGAUCAAACUCCAGCUAUCCUUUCAUUGACAUUUUUUUUUACACUGAAGAUGAGAACUAUGUUUGGUUUUUAACCAGCUAUGUGAAGAUGGAAUUCGCUCAUGUGAAAAAAGAAGUUUUCCCUCUAACUGUGGGGAUGUUUGAAGACAUAACUGUGCCACUUCCAGCGGCCAUGGAAACAAUAGUGCAAAGUGAUUACGAGCCUGUUUACUGCCAGCCACCCAGUUUGAAUCAUAAAUCCCACACACCCACAAAGUCUGCUAAGAGUGUCUUGUGUGCUACCCUAAAUCAAACAUAUGACAUGUACAAUGUAUGACAUCAACUACACUACAUAUGACAUCAAAUGCAUGGCAUAUGGCAUUAGCUACACAACACAUGACAUUAACUACAGAAUAUAUGAUAGAAAAUGAUAUCAACUACACAAUAUAUGACAUCAACUGCAUGGUAUAGGGCAUUAGCCACACAACAUAUGCCAUCAACUACACAACAUAUGCCAUCAACUACACAACAUAUGCCAUCAACUACACAACAUAUGCCAUCAGCCAAACAACAUGUCAUCAGCUACACAACAUAUGCCAUCAACUACACAACAUAUGCCAUCAACUACACAACAUAUGCCAUCAGCCAAACAACAUGUAAUCAGCUACACAACAUAUGCCAUCAGCCAAACAACAUGUCAUCAGCUACACAACAUAUGAUAAUCAAACAACAUAUUACAUCAACUACACAACAUAAGAUCUCAGCAUUAUGAUCUGAAUGUCUAUUUAAUAUUGUUAUAAAUGUGUACUAAGUCAUGACUUUGUAAUUCAUUGUCAUUUUUGUUCAAUAACUUACUAACAGCUGUGCAUAACAAUUAAAUAAAGUUCAUAAACAUG